This is a messenger RNA of Candida dubliniensis CD36, 2247 nucleotides long. RefSeq names its product putative carboxylic ester hydrolase. Gene Ontology annotation, molecular function: glycerophospholipase activity; metal ion binding. NCBI's taxonomy places the organism in Eukaryota, Fungi, Ascomycota, Pichiomycetes, Serinales, Debaryomycetaceae. The coding region runs from base 1 to 2247 and encodes 748 amino acids. The transcript has a single exon. The record is from RefSeq and is a predicted model, not a curated record. Gene Ontology annotation, cellular component: cytoplasm.
AUGAAGGUUCCGUUAGCCACUUUUGCAAAUCCAUUUGGGUAUACUACUAUCAGACAUUCGUGGAUUUUACCGUACAAGUUUUUGAGGUUAUUCUCGACGUCUCCAGCUUUGCGUUCGACUAAAGAACCUACACCGCAAACAGUUAAACAUAAAGUCCGAUGGUUUUAUGCGCUGGACGUUCCCAUUUCUAAGCCUGAAUGGUACAAGUACGAGAAAGUCAAAGAACCAGAAUCUUUUAUACCAUUUUCAGAAUAUGACUCCAAACAGCUUGAACGUGAAUUCUCGAAAACAGAACGCAAUCUUAUUGAAGUAAACGAAGAUAAAUUAUUUCAGGUUGAUUUAAAGAGUCUAGAAUUAUCACCCAUAUACUGGGAUGGGCCAAUUUACGAAGUGCGCAGAGGAUUAUGGUUCAGUUCAGAUGGAAUGCCGUUGAAAGCGGAGAUAACUAAAGAAAUUGAAGAUGGAUUCCAGAAAUUGAAACCGUAUACUUACGAAAACGCAAACGAAGAGUACAAAAAGACGACCAAAAGUAAUAAGGAGAAGAUUUCUGCAUUCAACAAAUUGAAGCAAGGUCUGCAAACAGAGACAAAGGUUGAUUUAGAUAAACAAAAGGAUGUCAUCAGAUUGAGUAAUGGCGAACUAGUGUUGUACUUUAACAAAGAUCAAGCGGUGAUAUUUCCUGGAGAUUAUGAUUCUGAGUUCCAAAUCGAUGUAAUUCGUUAUUUUGGACCAAAGCCAGUUUCGUUGUUGGGAGUUAACCACAUUCAGCGUGGAUACUCAGAAGAACUUAAGGAAUCAUUUUUUGACAAAUUAUCCAAAACAAAUCCUCUACCGGGAAUAUCAGAUGCAUUUAAAGAAGACUUUGGUUCCAUCAUUGGAGGGGAGAAGGAGUCUAACAAAAGCAGUGAGGAUGAAAUGAGUGAUGUUAAUGAUUUAGAUGACAUUAACAUGCAGAAGUAUUUGGAAUCCGACUACGAUUUAGAAACCUCAAAAUUAAAAUCAAAUCGUGAAAUAGACCAUUUGGUUUUGUGCAUUCAUGGAAUUGGACAAGUUUUGGGAACUAAAUAUGAAUCUGUUAACUUUACACACAGUAUAAAUGUGUUGAGGAACACAAUGAAAAGUGUUUUUGAACAAAAUGAGGAAUGCCAGAAGUUGGCAGGAGAGCACAAUCGCACUAACAACCGAGUUCAGGUCUUGCCCAUUUCAUGGAGGCAUCGUAUUGAUUUCAAUCCUCAGCAAGAGUUUGACGCUCAGCUGCCUUCUAGAUUACCGACAUUAUCGCAGAUAAAUGUGGAAGGUAUUCUGGCAUUGCGGGAUGUUGUCGGCGAUGUAGUGUUGGAUGUGUUAUUGUUUUAUCAGCCUAGAUAUUUGAAAGAGAUAAUUACAACGGUAACUUCAGAAUUGAAUCGUGUAUACAAACUAUAUCUUAAAAGAAAUCCAGAUUUCAAAGGAAAGGUACAUAUUUUGGGGCAUUCUUUAGGUUCAGCGAUUGCUUUUGAUAUUUUAUCUCAGCAAAGUGGUUCGUUGGAUGGGCCACUUGACAUUAACAAAGACUUGGCUUUCGAUGUUGACAGUUUAUUUCUAGUCGGUUCUCCAGUUGGUAUGUUCAAAUUGUUGGAAGAAAAGGGUAUUGUUGGAAGAGGCUACAAAAGUUCUGUACCCUCACAAGACGAUACUUUCGCCUCCCCUAAAUGUGUGAAUUUGUACAACAUCUUUCAUCCGUGUGAUCCAGUUGCAUAUAGAAUCGAGCCCUUGGUCUCACCGUCAUUUGGAGAUUUUAAACCCGUCGAUAUUGAAUUUGCAGUAAAGGGACUUAAUACUCAAUUCAAGGAAUUGUCAAAUUUCGGAGAUGAGUUAUCGGAGAAGAUUUCAUCUGCAACAAAAUGGUUAACUUCCAGUAAAAGCGAUGGAACUGAGAAAACUGUUGAAGAAAAAGCAAAUAAGGAAAAUGCCCUUGGUGAUAUAAUCAAGGGAGUUGUAAUGCCCGAGGAUACCAGCCAAGAUCAUAAAGGGUUGAAGAAAAAAAUUAUUCUGGGGCAAGCUUUGUCCAAAAUGACAAGCUUAAAUAUGACUGGAAGGAUGGAUUACAGCUUACCUCUUGGUGUUUUUGAUGUUUCAUUGGUGUCGGCCAUCAGUGCCCAUGUCUCAUACUUUGAUGAUGUAAAUACUGCUGGAUUUAUUUUAAAGGAAUUAUUGACUAACAGAAGUACCCUGGUAGAAGAAACAACUGUUGCAUUAAAGAAGUAA